Messenger RNA from Apiotrichum porosum, 750 nucleotides. RefSeq lists its product as uncharacterized. The coding region runs from base 1 to 750 and encodes 249 amino acids. NCBI's taxonomy places the organism in Eukaryota, Fungi, Basidiomycota, Tremellomycetes, Trichosporonales, Trichosporonaceae. The record is from RefSeq and is a predicted model, not a curated record. The transcript has 2 exons.
AUGUACGUUGGUCACUUUGCCGGCGGCGUCCUCAUCAAGGCGCUGUGCCCCAACACGCCCUCGCUGCCCAUCAUCUUUGGCGUGGGAUGGCUGGACAUUAUCGACGGCGUGCUGGUGAUGCUGGGCAUCGACCACGUCCGGCCCAACCCCGCCGCGGGGCCGUACCUGUUCUUUGACCUGGUCUUUGUGGACUGGGACCACUCGCUGCUCAUGGCUGUCAUCUUGUCGGCAGUGUGGGCCGUCAUGAUGAAGAGCAAGUACGGCACGAGCGCGCCCGAGGGCCUCGCGCUCAUCUCGGCCCUGGCCGUCUUCUCCCACUGGCUCGGCGACGUCCCGUUCCACAACCUCGACCUGGCCGCGUACCCUUAUUCCGAGAAACAUUUCGGCUGGGGAUGGUGGGGCCGCUUCCUCACCAUGUCGUGGGUGUACGAGGGCGUGUUCAGUGCCGUCUGCCUCGGUCUCGCUGCGUUCAUCUUCUCGCGCCGUAGCGUCGACAUCAAGUGGACGCUUCUCGUGCACGGCGCCUUGUUCCUCAACCUCUCGCCCUGGCUCAGUCCCAUGAAGUUUGUGGCGACGCUCGGCCACCCGACGGAUUACUUGGUCCACGGCGCGCUGGUCACGGUCGGAUUCGUCGCGCCGGGAUACAUCCUCUGCCGGCUGCUGGACAAGAGCGAGGAAGAGGGACUCAAGAGGACCCUUGCCAAGACCCAACCUCCUACCAUCGCUACCGACUACGGUUCGCUCGAGUAA